Molecule: messenger RNA, 3090 nt
Organism: Acomys russatus (golden spiny mouse)
Lineage: Eukaryota; Metazoa; Chordata; Mammalia; Rodentia; Muridae
Gene: Strbp
Product: spermatid perinuclear RNA binding protein
Exons: 18
Coding region: 294-2330 (678 amino acids)
Cellular component (GO): precatalytic spliceosome
Molecular function (GO): single-stranded RNA binding; double-stranded RNA binding
Source: RefSeq, a predicted model, not a curated record
CACCAGGGCAGCAAGCCGCCGCAGCCGCCGCCGCUGUGCUGAGGAGCCGGAGACGCGGGCGGACGAGGUGGCGGCGGCGGCGGAGCGGGAGCGGGGAGCGGACGCGGGCGGAGCGCGGCGGCGCGGGUGUAUUCCAGAGAACAGUUUUCAAACAUCCUUGCUUAUAUUUGGCAUUGAGCAGUCAGGGGAUUCAGGCAUAUGAGGAGGUACUGUCACACAAAACAGUGUCUAGUGAAGACAACAAGAAAGAGAGAAAAGGAUCGGAAAAAGAAGCUAAAAGACCAUAGGAAACCAUGAGAUCUAUUAGGUCUUUUGCCAAUGAUGAUCGCCAUGUUAUGGUGAAACAUUCAACAAUCUAUCCAUCUCCGGAGGAACUUGAAGCUGUUCAAAAUAUGGUGUCUACUGUUGAAUGUGCUCUUAAACAUGUCUCAGAUUGGCUGGAUGAAUCAAAUAAAGGCACAAAAACUGAAGGGGAGACCGAAGUAAAGAAAGAUGAGGCUGUGGAAAACUAUUCCAAGGAUCAAGGUGGCCGAACAUUGUGUGGUGUAAUGAGGAUUGGCUUGGUUGCAAAAGGCCUGCUGAUUAAAGAUGAUAUGGACCUGGAGUUGGUUUUAAUGUGCAAAGACAAACCUACAGAAACCCUGCUAAAUACAGUCAAGGAUAACCUUCCUAUUCAGAUUCAGAAACUGACAGAAGAGAAAUACCAAGUGGAACAAUGUAUAAAUGAAGCAUCCAUUAUAAUUCGGAACACGAAAGAGCCAACAUUGACUUUGAAGGUGAUACUUACUUCCCCUCUAAUUAGGGACGAAUUGGAGAAGAAGGAUGGAGAAAAUGUAAUGGUGAAAGACCCUCCGGACUUAUUGGACAGGCAGAAAUGUCUGAAUGCCUUGGCUUCGCUUCGACAUGCCAAAUGGUUUCAGGCAAGGGCAAAUGGAUUAAAAUCAUGUGUAAUUGUCCUCCGCAUUCUGCGUGAUUUGUGCAACAGAGUACCGACAUGGGCACCAUUGAAAGGAUGGCCACUAGAGCUUAUAUGUGAAAAGUCUAUAGGUACUUGUAAUAGACCUUUGGGCGCUGGGGAGGCCUUGAGACGAGUAAUGGAGUGUUUGGCAUCUGGAAUACUACUUCCUGGCGGUCCUGGUCUUCACGAUCCUUGUGAGCGAGACCCAACGGAUGCUCUGAGCUACAUGACCACUCAGCAAAAAGAAGACAUCACUCACAGUGCACAGCACGCACUUAGACUAUCAGCCUUUGGCCAGAUUUAUAAAGUGCUGGAGAUGGACCCUCUUCCAUCUAGUAAGCCUUUUCAGAAGUAUUCCUGGUCAGUUACUGAUAAAGAAGGUGCUGGGUCUUCAGCUCUAAAAAGGCCAUUUGAAGAUGGAUUAGGGGAUGAUAAAGAUCCCAAUAAGAAGAUGAAGCGAAACUUAAGAAAAAUUCUGGAUAGUAAAGCAAUAGACCUUAUGAAUGCACUAAUGAGAUUAAAUCAGAUCAGGCCCGGGCUUCAAUAUAAGCUUUUGUCACAGUCUGGCCCAGUCCAUGCCCCAGUCUUCACAAUGUCUGUAGAUGUGGAUGGCACAACAUACGAAGCCUCAGGACCAUCCAAGAAAACAGCAAAGCUUCAUGUGGCAGUGAAGGUUUUACAGGCAAUGGGAUACCCAACAGGUUUUGAUGCAGAUGUUGAAUGUGUGAGUUCCGAUGAAAAAUCAGAUAAUGAAAGCAAAAAUGAAACAGUGUCUUCAAACUCAAGCAAUAAUACUGGAAAUUCUACAACUGAGACCUCCAGUACCUUAGAGGUAAGAACUCAGGGUCCUAUCCUCACAGCAAGUGGUAAAAAUCCUGUGAUGGAACUCAAUGAAAAAAGAAGAGGUCUCAAGUAUGAACUCAUCUCAGAGACUGGUGGAAGCCAUGACAAGCGCUUUGUAAUGGAGGUAGAAGUAGAUGGACAGAAAUUCAGAGGUGCAGGUCCAAACAAGAAAGUGGCCAAGGCAAGUGCAGCAUUAGCUGCUCUGGAGAAGUUGUUUUCUGGACCCAAUGCGGCAAAUAAUAAGAAAAAGAAGAUCAUUCCUCAGGCAAAGGGUGUUGUGAAUACAGCAGUAUCUGCAGCAGUCCAGGCAGUUCGGGGCAGAGGAAGAGGAGCUCUGACAAGAGGAGCAUUCGUCGGGGCUACAGCAGCUCCUGGCUAUAUAGCUCCAGGUUAUGGAACACCAUAUGGCUACAGCACAGCCGCUCCUGCAUAUGGUGGUUUUUUCAUUGACAGCCCCUAUUGCCAGCCUCUGAGCGUCGCACCAUUUAUUAUUCACUUGGGCCCUCAAGAUUUCUUCUCUGACUUCUAGAACCAUCAGGUUGUCUGGCUUGAAUGACAAUUUUCUAUAUCUUGGUCUUAGGAGCAAUGUGACCCCUGAGGCUUUCCAGCUUUCAGAUCUACCACUCUAAACCUUUUUGAAAACAAUGACUCAGAAUUUUAAAGAAGAGCAAUACUUUGUCCAAAGCCACGAUGUCUGUUUUAAAGCUCUCCUUUUGGAAAUGUAGCAAUACCUAGACGUAAGCCCUUCAUUGUAGCUCUUGUCAGGGAGUUUACAGAUCAGGGUAGAGCUUAGACUCUGUGUGUGAGCUGUGCUACCCUCUGACACUUUUUAGUCGUUUUUAGCACAUAUCUCGAGCACAUACAUUUCUGACUGUGUCAGCUAGCAGUAUUAUAAUUUAUCUGAGACAGGUGUCCUCCUUAAGCCAUAUCUUUUGGUGGGGGCCAGCACUUCACCAGGGGUGUGGCUGGCAACCUGUGUCCCUUAAGGCUGCAGGAGUGCCCCAUCUCUUGUGCCCCAUAAUGGCUCCAUAGAUUUCCAACAUACCUCAUGCUGAUGAGGUUCGGUGCAUAGUAUAGUGAAAUAAGGGGUUAGGUUUAAGUAACUCCUGAAAUUGUUUGUGAUCUCUCAUAUUGUUAUCCUUGGGAAUGAAAUACUGAUGGGUUUUGCUUGCAUUAGCCUUUUUUGAAAAAUUGGGUGAAUGUUUGAAAAUCAUGAAUCAGUCACCAUAAUUAAUUGAAGAGCUGGGAAUACCUCGUUAAUGUAUUUUUAAAACUGGUGUUGGACCCUC